Molecule: messenger RNA, 1442 nt
Organism: Tripterygium wilfordii
Lineage: Eukaryota; Viridiplantae; Streptophyta; Magnoliopsida; Celastrales; Celastraceae
Product: mitochondrial outer membrane import complex protein METAXIN
Exons: 6
Coding region: 110-1099 (329 amino acids)
Biological process (GO): mitochondrion organization
Cellular component (GO): SAM complex
Source: RefSeq, a predicted model, not a curated record
CAAACGUGGUGAUCGGAUCCAAUUCCCAAACCCUCCAAAAAAACCCAGUGUUUUCAGUAUUCUCCUCGCCCGAUCUUCGCUCGACUCGUUGAAGCUCUGAUAGAUAAUAAUGGAGGAAGUACAAGAGAGAGCAGAGAACUUCACACUCGUUACUAGAAAGUCCUGUUUCAAUCUCCCCACCGCCUGCCCUACUUGCUUGCCCGUUUAUUUGUAUCUCAAACUUGCUCGAGUUCCCUUUCAGUUGGAUUUCAAUUCCAUAUUCCCUGACUCAGAUCAAAUUCCUUACGUUGAGUCUGGAACUUUUGUGGCCUAUAAUAAUGAGAAUGGUGGGGUUAUCGAUCGCCUGAAGGAAGAUGGUCUUGUUGACCUGGACACUGAGAUCCAUUCUGUGCCAGAAUGGAUUUCUACAAAAGCAAUGAUUACCUCCUGGCUGGCUGAUGCAACUGCGUAUGAACUCUGGGUGGGGUCUGAUGGAGAUUCUGCCUACAAAAUUUAUUUUUCUGAUCUUCCAUGGCCAAUAGGGAAGGUUUUAUUCAUCAAGCAAAAGUAUUCCGUAAAGCAGCGACUGGGAAUUACUAAAGCCAAUGCCGAGCAAAUUGAAGAAGAGAUAUAUAAAAGAGCGAAGGUUGCUUAUGGCGCUCUGUCAGCGAGGUUAGGGGAACAGGAAUUUCUCUUUGAGAACAGACCAUCAAGUUUGGAUGCUCUUUUCCUUGGACAUGUGCUUUUCACUCUUGAGGCACUACCGGAGACAUCGGUUCUGCGGAGCAAACUCCUUGAACAUGAUAAUAUUGUACGGUAUGCUGAAAAGCUUAAAAGGGAGUUUGUAGAAGGCGGUUCAUUGCCGUCCUCUCUCCCACAGUUAUCGGGAGACCCUUCAUCAUCAACACCAAGAAGAGGUCCUUCAAAAUGGAGUUCAAAGCCCAAGAACAAACCUAAGAGGGAGAAGACGGAGGAGGAAAAGACUUUCAAAAGAAGGGCCAAGUAUUUUUUGGCCACACAAGUAGUUGCUGUCGUUCUUUUCCUAUCAAUCAUUGGGGGACAUGAUUCUUCCGAGGUGGAGCUUGAUGACGAUGAUGAAGGUUAUUAUGGCACGGACUGACAAAACAUUCGUACACCGCCGAUUAUUCUCAUAUGAAUUUUUUUCCUUCUUGACGACGAUGAUGAAGGUUAUCAUUGAUAUUCAUCAAUGAUAACACAGUCUUCUUGACAGCAGGAUUUAAAUGUUUUGUUUAUCCGUUCCGUUAUUCUUCUUUUCCCCCCUUAAAUAAUAUUGCAAUUUUUUUUUUUGAAAAAUAGCCAUUCAUAUAAAUCAAACAGUGUGACAGGUACAUUAGUUUGAGCAGAGCAAUACCCAGGUCGCUUUGAAGGAAUGCAUCUGAAGUAGUACUUUCUUCCUAUUGUAUCUUCUUUGUUUUACAUAUUUGCUUAUUACAUUGAAAGUA